GCGCAAGGUUGGGUGGUACCCACCAAGGUGACCUACAUUCCAGCUGCUAAGGGAAUCUCAAAUAUCAGCUCAGAAUUGGGUAUCGUGGAUUUCCGAGUAAGGAAGCGAUCUCGUGUUUUGCGCGCGAUGCAAUUUUUCCUUCCUCAAAGUUUCGGAAGAGCUAAGUCGGCAACAUCACCGCCCAUUGGAGCUUCACCAUUUGUGAAGACUUGCACGCCAUUCUCGGAUCCUUGUGUACAGAUAGUUUCUCGGAGUAGAAGCUUAUUCUCUGAGCUGCCUGAUUGCUCAAGAGCUGUUUGAUGCAUUUGAAACCCUUUCGAGGAAAUAUUAUUGGGUGUGGAGCUUCGAAAUCAUUCUUGUAGUGUUUAGAGUUGUUGAGUACGAAGGUUUCUUGAAUGAUAGACAGACAUCGACUUUAGUGACAACUUGCACUUGUUAGUCAUAAUGUUGAGAUUGCAGUUUGGUGGGGGGCAAUCCUUGUCCCUGCGACCUAAGGCGUUACCCUCCACAUCAGGUGAGCAGAGCCGUGCCAGCACCGCGAGGGCAGGGUUAAAAAGAUGGGAAGGGAAAAUAGAGUGGAAUUUUAACGGGAAAAGAGAGCGGAGAGCUAUGGCUGGCAAUGGGUAUGUUAGUGAAGGCGGCAAGGAGAACCAGAGUCAAAGCUCGCAAGAUGUUACUUCCAGGGUUGAGGAUACCGAGGCGUUUUGCAUUAUAGAAGGACGAAACACUGUUCUUGACUUUUCCAAAAUGCAGCUGCAAGAAAUUCGUGACAACAUUACAAGCCGUCGCAAUAAAAUAUUCCUUCUCAUGGAAGAGGUGAGGAGAUUACGAAUCCAACAGCGGAUCAAAAGUGCAGAGCAGGGUUUGGAUUCAAAUGAUCCUAGCAAUGACAACGAGGAAAUGCCUGAAUAUCCAUCAUCAAUUCCCUUUCUCCCGCCUUUGACAACGGCAACAUUGAAGCAGUACUAUGCGACGUGCCUGGUACUGGUGUCCAUCAUCAUCCUCUUCGGUGGUUUAGUCGCACCUGUUUUAGAGCUGAAGCUUGGAUUGGGGGGUACGUCUUAUGAGGAUUUUAUCCGCAGCAUGCAUCUACCGCUCCAGCUGAGUGAAGUGGAUCCAAUUGUGGCUUCAUUCUCUGGAGGAGCUGUAGGAGUGAUUUCAUCGCUCAUGGUUGUGGAGAUCAACAAUGUAAAACAGCAAGAACAUAAGCGUUGCCGGUAUUGUCAUGGAACAGGUUAUUUGGCUUGCGCUCGAUGCUCGGGAUCUGGAUCACUCAUCGUGGCUGAGCCUGUUGCAUCAAUCGGGGUCGAUGACCGGCCUUUACCAGCACCCACCACACAACGUUGUCCGAAUUGUUCAGGAGCUGCGAAGGUGAUGUGUCCGACCUGCUUGUGCACGGGAAUGGCGUUGGCGAGUGAACACGACCCUCGUAUCGAUCCUUUUGUUUGAAUCUAGCGAGGGAAGCCCAUCGAGGAGGACAUCUCCCAUCGUAACCCACAGGUAAGGAAACAAUUCGCGGAUUACAAAACUGGCAUGGAAUGUAAAAAAAAGACUGGCACAUCACAGAGACAAGAAUGCAACAUCUUACGCAACCGGAUGACAUGCACACUCCAGUGCCACGUCGGAGAGCCCCAGGUCAUGAUCAAGGCACAAAUGUCCUUCCACAGGACGUGCAAUGAAGCACCACAUGUGAAUCGAACCAACUACAGAAAGACAGUCAGACAGACACAGCAUGGAAUUAAAGUGCGGAGAGACCCAGGCUGCAAAGAAGAAGACGAAGAAGAGAGGUCGACGCUACUCACGUCCCCAUCCCCAUCCACAGCCCCCAUCUCUCAGUCUAACCCAGGGUGACUGACUGACUGAUGGAUGCCACAUGACUCGCUCUGCACAACUGAGCCUACAUGUCUGUCUUUCAACGAACUGCUUGCAAAUCACUAACUUGCACUGCCCCAUCUUAAAUUACUACACACCAGCCAACUUCUUGAGGGAUUUGGACCACCAUGAAUAACAAUUAUCGCCACAUAUUAUGAUGAAAACCUAGCUUGUUGACGUUUUGGGUCAA
Molecule: messenger RNA, 2062 nt
Organism: Physcomitrium patens
Lineage: Eukaryota; Viridiplantae; Streptophyta; Bryopsida; Funariales; Funariaceae
Product: protein ORANGE, chloroplastic
Source: RefSeq, a predicted model, not a curated record